Molecule: messenger RNA, 2253 nt
Organism: Gekko japonicus
Lineage: Eukaryota; Metazoa; Chordata; Lepidosauria; Squamata; Gekkonidae
Gene: DNER
Product: delta/notch like EGF repeat containing
Exons: 13
Coding region: 97-2253 (718 amino acids)
Biological process (GO): heterophilic cell-cell adhesion; establishment or maintenance of epithelial cell apical/basal polarity
Cellular component (GO): protein-containing complex; plasma membrane
Molecular function (GO): calcium ion binding
Source: RefSeq, a predicted model, not a curated record
GUUGCCGGAGCCGGGUAGCUGCUGAGCGGCUGCCGUCUCCGCUCCUCUCCCGUCUCAGCCUUCCUGGGCGCCCUGUCUGGGGCCGGCCACGCCGCCAUGCCCCGCGCCGUCUCGCUCCUCCUGCUGCUCCUCAGCCUGGUCCAGCGCCGCUCCUGUCUCGCCGGGCCGUCGCCCACCGCCAAAUCCCUCGACUGGCCGUCGGACCCUUGCCUCAGUCAGCCCUGCAAGAACAACGGCACCUGCUCCCCGCGCCGCGCGCCGCUGCUUUUCCUUCAGCCUGCCUAUAGCUGUGUCUGCCCCCCUGGGGUCACCGGCACCUACUGCCAGUUUGUUUCAGAUUCAUGUGCCAGCAGUCCUUGCCACCAUGGUAACUGCAGUAGUAACAGUGACGGCUAUCUGUGUGUGUGUGAUGAAGGCUAUGAAGGUACAAACUGUGAACAUUCAGUUUAUAGUCCUCCUGUGUCAGGAUGGACAGAAUCGGAGGUGCCAAGUCAAAGCAGGCCAGCACUGGCCACCAUGGAACCUGACAUGGUCUUGCCACGAUCACAGGCCACAGUGACACUGCCUACGUGGGAGCCAAAGGAAGGACAAAAAGUUGUGGACCUGAAAUGGAAUGAAGUAGAGAUAAUUCCUGAUGUGGCUUGUGGAAAUGCCAGCUCCAAUAAUUCUGGUGGGGGUCGCCUUAUAUCAUUUGAAGUUCCAAAUAAUACAUCAAUAAAUAUAAGGCAAGAUGCUACAGCUUCCCUUAUUUUGUUAUGGAAAGUCACAACAGAAAGGUUUAAACAAUGUUCGCUGAUAGAUGCCACAAGCGUUACUCUUCUCCAAGCAAUGGGUGGACUUGUCCUGACAGAAGAAAUGCUUGAAUUAGGAAACAACUAUUUCAUUGGUUUUGUGAAUGAUUCUGUUGCCAAAUGCAUUGUGGCUUUACGCUUGACUGUGAUAGUGAAAGUCAGCAUGUGCUUGCCCGCAGGAAGCCAGUCAGGUGACCUUCAGUGUUCAGGGAAAGGAAGGUGCAUCACGAAACCAUCUGAGGCAACUUUUUUCUGUGACUGUGAAGAUCAAUACUUGGGUGCUUUCUGUGAAGAAUUUGAUGCCUGUCAAAGUGGUCCCUGCCAGAACAAUGGAACAUGCAUGGAUGUCACAGAAAAACACGAUGGCAACAAUUUCACCUGUACUUGCCUCACUGGAUAUACUGGAGAUCUGUGUCAGUCAGAUAUUGAUUACUGCCAUCAACAGCCAUGUAAAAAUGGAGGAUCCUGUUUUUCCAGUGUCAGUGGAUUCAGUUGCCAGUGUCCAGAAGGGUAUUUGGGAUCAUCUUGUGAAGAGAAAGUUGAUCCCUGUGCUUCAUCUCCUUGUCAAAACAAUGGGACCUGUUAUGCAGACCGGGCUUCAUAUACUUGCAGUUGUAGUCCAGGAUUUACUGGCCCUACUUGUGCCCAGCCGAUUGACUUCUGUGCUCUGAAUCCUUGUGCACAUGGCAUUUGCCGUAGUGUUGGAACAAGUUACAAAUGCCUCUGUAUUCCAGGUUACCAUGGACUCUAUUGUGAGGAGGAAUAUAAUGAAUGUCUUUCAGCCCCUUGUCAAAAUGGUGCCACCUGCAGAGACCUUGUCAAUAGCUAUGAAUGUGUGUGCCUUGCUGAAUAUGAAGGCAGGCAUUGUGAAUUGUACAAAGAUCCUUGUGUUAACAUCAGCUGUCAGAAUGGCGGUACUUGCGACAGUGAAGGGCUAAAUGCUACGUGUAUCUGUGCCCCUGGAUUCACAGGUGAUGAAUGUGAUGUCAAUAUAAAUGACUGUGAGAGUAACCCCUGUCAUCAUGGCGGAAUAUGCAUAGACCAGCCCAAUGGGUACACUUGCCAUUGUCCACGUGGUUGGGUUGGAGCAAACUGUGAAAUACACCUACAGUGGAAGUCUGGGCACAUGGCAGAGAGCUUGACAAACAUGCCACGGCAUUCAUUGUACAUCAUAAUUGGAGCCUUAUGUGUAGCAUUUGUCCUGAUGUUGAUCAUCCUAAUUGUGGGGAUCUGCCGCAUCAGCCGUAUUGAAUAUCAGGGUUCUUCAAGGCCAGCAUAUGAGGAAUUCUACAACUGCCGGAGCAUUGACAGUGAAUUCAGUAGUGCCAUUGCCUCUAUCCGACAUGCCAGGUUUGGAAAGAAAUCUCGGCCUGCAAUGUAUGAUGCCACCCCAAUUACUUAUGAAGAUUACAGCCCUGAUGACAAACCUUUGGUCACACUGAUUAAAACAAAAGAUUUGUAA